CAGAGAGAGUCACAGAAUUGCGGAAGAGGAGCUGAGAGAUGUCGUCGAGCGCAGCGGUGCCGUUCUGGAGAGCAGCUGGGAUGACCUACAUCACGUACUCCAACAUUUGCGCCAAUCUCGUCAGGAAUUGCCUCAAGGAACCCCACAGAUCUGAAGCCCUCUCUCGCGAGAAGGUCCAUUUCGUCUUCUCCAAGUGGGCCGAUGGCAAGCCUGAGAAGCCUACUGUUCGUUCAGACACACCAGAACAGUAACAGGGAGUUCUUGGAGUUGGAAGACUUGGUAGGCAAAUGUCUCUAAGAUCGUAAAGUUAAUCAAUAAAUAGAUGAGAGAAUUUGUCAUUGUUGAAGCUUCUGUUUCUCUGUACUUGUUUUUAGUGUCCAUGCCAUAUGGUCCUUGAUUUUGGAUUUGCAUGGUUGAACCUGUAAUAAAUUUAGUUAUGCAAUUUGCAACUGUCCA
Messenger RNA from Neltuma alba, 456 nucleotides. RefSeq names its product ATP synthase subunit epsilon, mitochondrial. Lineage: Eukaryota; Viridiplantae; Streptophyta; Magnoliopsida; Fabales; Fabaceae. The record is from RefSeq and is a predicted model, not a curated record. The coding region runs from base 39 to 251 and encodes 70 amino acids. Gene Ontology annotation, cellular component: mitochondrial inner membrane. The transcript has 2 exons. Gene Ontology annotation, molecular function: proton-transporting ATP synthase activity, rotational mechanism. Gene Ontology annotation, biological process: proton motive force-driven mitochondrial ATP synthesis.